AUGAAACCUCCUUUCCCUUCCGCCGCACAGGCAUAUGCCAAGUCCAUCGACUCGGCAACUGCCAGUCGUCACCACCCUGAAGCCCGCCUCACCAUCCUCCCACUCCCUUCCCUCGCUGCCCUCUAUCCUAUGGACGAGCCUCACCACCUCCUCAACCAUCCUUCCUCAGCACAUCAUCACCACAUGGACCCAACCUCUACUCUCACACACCCUCUCUCCCGCUCAAAUCCAACCCAACCAUCGCAACAACAGCAGCUCAAUUCACAAUCGCGCUCUCACCAGCAGCAGCAGCCAGGGUACCAGUCCUAUGAUAGCCGGUACCAAAAGUACCCCGGCUCAAAUCCUCCCUCCUCUGAACAGCAACAAUCCAAAUCUACAGCACCCUUUGUUGCUCAGAUUGAGCAGAAAUUCACUUCCAGAGAGACCGGAGCUAGACAAGGGCCAGAGUACAUGGGCACUAGUAUGGAGUCUCUCCUGAACGCGAUCGAAGUCCACUCCUCAUCCGCAUCUUCCUCCUCCUCUCGCUCUCCCUCUCCUUCCUCCGCCAGCACUUUCCACAGCGUAUCGCCUGCACCUCAAUCACCUCAGCUCGGCAGCGCCACCAACAACAAGGCGCGCAUGUCCAUCAGCAAUCUCCUUGACGAUACCCCCUUUGAGAACAGCCGCGUACCUGCCAUGCCCGCUGCCCCCCAACAACAAAAGCAGCAGCAACAACAACGCUCGCCCAAGGUCAAGGCUAAGUCGACCUCACCCACCUUCUCGACCAUCGACAUCAACAAGCGCAAGUGGUCCAACCUCAGCAGCGCCAACUUUGAGGAAGAGCGGAAUGCAAAGAUCCGUCGGUCAAUCCAAGCCCACGUCUCUGGCCGCCCUGGGUCGCUCUCCCCCAAGCUCUCUUCAAUGCCCUCGUCUGCAAGCACUGAUACCCAGUGUGGAACUGUUCUGUCUCGUCAGGUCUUUGAAUCUAAGGAUCCUUCGACGCGUUACCAGAUGACGACCAUCAGCUGCCUGCACGCCUCUGUCGCUCAAAAAUCGUAUGGAUCUGAGAAGCGGUUCCUUUGCCCUCCUCCUAUUGUCAACAUUCAGGCCCCUCACGAUGGAUCUAACUCGGCGCUGAGCAGUCGUCCCCAGGUGACGAUGUCAGUGAUUUGCGAGACGGGCGACAACAACAGCGCGUUGGGCCAACGAUCGACGCUGGAGGAUGAUCGCACGGGCACCUUCCGUUAUCUGUACGUGACUGGCACUGCCAAAGCGAAAUCUUUUCAAUUGAAGCUGCAAGUCUACGACCGCGCCUGUUUGCCCAACGGCUUCGUCGCUGCUGCGGCUGGUCCCGAUGCCGAGGAAGGUGUCGUCAAUGUUGCCGACCUUCCCGCUCCCUAUGCCGUCUUUGACAGUGCUCCCAUCGCCAUCAUCUCCAAGCCCUCCAAGAAGACCGCCAAGGCCCGCAACGUCUCCUCCUGCAUCCUCGCCGGCUCCCUGGUCUCGCUCUUCAACCGCAUCAACUCCCAGACCGUCCGCACAAAGUACAUGUCUGUCCAGGACGGCGAGUUCUGUGCCAAGAACUCGACCUGGUCUGCUUUCUCGAUCACCAUCGUCGCUAACGGCCCCUGUGGUCUCGGACGCAUCGGUUCGCUCAAGUCUCAUCACCGUCAGUCUCCUGUUCAGUCAUCUUCGCCCAUUACCUACGGUGCAGAGAUCAUCUUGACCGAGACCGAGACGGGAAUCCAGACUGACCGCCUGAUUGUCUGCAAGGUCGAGAACGGCCGUAUCCAGCAGAACGCCACUGGUCCCAUCUGCCAGAUGCAGAAGGUUGCCCUGAUGUCGACCGAGCGCAACGAAGAUGGUGAGCAUGUGUACCUGAGCGCUGUGGGCAAUGACCAUCAGGUUGGCCGGUACAUGGACCACUCGACCACAACCAAGACCCUCUUGAACUACCAGGCCUCGACAAUGAUUGGCGGUAACCCCGACUUUUUGAAGCCUGGUGGCGACGACUUUUUGUGCUGGACCAUCGUUGGCAUCUCCAAGUUCGAGUACACCUACUUCGAGUCGCUUCCUACUGCCUCGGAGAACGAGACUCCUUAUCCUAUUACCCCGUUCCCUACCCUGAUGAAGAACCCCGUCUAUAACGCGGCCUCACACACGCUCGAGUUGGUGGUAUCUAACUUUCACGCGCCGGCCGGAGCAAAACAGCAAGACCAGGCGCCCAUGGAUGUCUGGCUCGGAUCCCGAGGACCCCUCAAGACCCAAAUUAUUCGCAGGACCACUCUGAACGAGUGUUCUACUGUCGAAGGCGGCAGCGGUGGUGCUCAUGUUGACCAGACGACACUAUUGGUUGAUCUGCCACAGGGCAACCAGAUGGGCGUCUCACCUGAGGAAAAGUCGAUCUCGUUGCCUCUGCUCUUUGUCCGUCAGACUGAUGGUAUUACCUACAACUCCCGUGCCAAGGUCGUCUUUACCUGUCCCGACGAUAGUGAGCGUUGGACCGUCAGCAUGGCCUAA
Linnemannia hyalina is the source of this 2499-nucleotide messenger RNA. Lineage: Eukaryota; Fungi; Mortierellomycota; Mortierellomycetes; Mortierellales; Mortierellaceae. The record is from the annotation of a GenBank genome assembly.